Cooperia oncophora is the source of this 462-nucleotide messenger RNA. Lineage: Eukaryota; Metazoa; Nematoda; Chromadorea; Rhabditida; Trichostrongylidae. The record is from the annotation of a GenBank genome assembly.
CUGCUUUCGGGAGUCCCUGAAUGUAACUCGGAUAGGGCCCAGGAAGCAGUUAAUCAUGAUGCCUAUUGUAUCGAUUUUCCACUUGACUUUCUGAGUGUCGAAUGCCUUCCUGCACUCUACUGUAUGGUAGUUAAUUUCAAAAAGAGGUUUUACGACAGGCUCCUCGCCUGCGUUUCUUUUCUCAUGAAAGGGUUUUCAUACGCCCUUCACUUCCACCAGAAGAGAGAAGGCGCAGGCGAGAUGCAUGGCUCAGUCGCCAUAAUAAGUCUGGAGCGAAUUAACGAAAUGCUUUGCCUGUCUCGGAAAACAACUAGCCGUUCCUCGUACAGUAUUGUUGCUGUAACUACAAUCUGGCUCAAAUCUCACAUCCUGAUGGAGUCACUUUUGGGGGAUCUUUGUUCUGGCUACAUCAUAUUCAGGUGCGAUAGAAAAAGAAAAAAGAGUGGUGGUGUGGCCUUGUAA